Molecule: messenger RNA, 2280 nt
Organism: Adineta ricciae
Lineage: Eukaryota; Metazoa; Rotifera; Eurotatoria; Adinetida; Adinetidae
Source: the annotation of a GenBank genome assembly
AUGGAUUUAUCAAUGAAAAGAAUGCCGGAGCAGGCAAUUGACAAUCAAACUUUUCCACAAGCUGAAAGAAAUAUUCAAGACCCCUCUUUAGUUGACGACGAAGAACGAUCUUUUUUUGUCGAGCAAUCACCGUUUGAAGAAGUAGCAGCUAAUGUAUCAAAUCAUGACGAUCCGACGAUGUCAUGUUUCACAUUUCGUUCAUGCCUUCUCGGUAUAUCUUUUACAUGCGUGCUAGCGUUUACCAAUCAGUUUUUUGCUUUUCGGACAUUACCUAUGAGUAUUGAACCUCUAUUGGUUCAAUUAUUAGCUUAUCCGUUUGGCAAAUUACUAGUUGUCAUCUUACCCACCAGACGAUUUCAUCCCUUUGGUACACGUUAUUCAUUUUCAUUCAAUCCCGGCCCAUUCACCAUAAAAGAACAUUGUCUUAUUACAACUAUGGCGAGUACAGCUAGUAACGUAGCUCAAGGUAUUUUCGUUUUGGCAGUUCAACGCAUCUUUUACAAGCAAGCAAUCACUCAUUGGACUGGUUUACUUUUUAUCUUAUCAUCGCAAAUUCUCGGUUUCGGUUUCGUUGGAAUUCUAAGAAGAUAUCUCAUUUGGCCUGCGUCAGUGGUUUGGCCGAGAACACUUAUCCAAUGUGCUUUAUUUCGAGCAAUGCAUGAAACGAAUUCUGCUGAUGAGACUUUAAAUACAUCUCAAUUGAGAACUUCUCGAUUUCGAUUUUUCUAUCUCGCACUCUUGUUUCAAACGUUAUGGUAUUGGAUACCUGGUUUUAUCUGCCCUGUUCUAUCGUAUUUUUCCUUAUUCUGUAUGAUUUUUCCUCAUAACGUCAUUAUUUCUCAAAUAACUGGUGCCAAUGGUCUUGGAUUGGGAACACUUGCGCUAGAUUGGAACUCAUUGGUGUCGUUUUUAGGUUCACCUAUCGCUGUACCAUUAUGGGCACAAAUUAACAUAAUGGUUGGUUUUGUUCUCUUAGUGUGGACUCUGACACCAAUCGCGUACUAUUCGAAUUGGUGGAAUGCGAAAACAUUUCCAAUUGCUUCCUAUCAAGUUUUUAACAAAGAAGGUUAUUUUUAUAAUGUUACCAAUAUACUCGAUUCUCAAUUAAAGUUUAAUGAAACAGCUUAUCAAAGUUAUGGACCAGUUUAUUUAUCGUUUCUAUUUGCAAUGAACUAUGGAGUACAUUUUACUGCCAUUACCGCUAUCUUGGUGCAUACUCUACUAUAUGAAGGUACAACACUUUAUCAACAAUAUCGAGCAUCUUUGACUAACAUCGGUGGUGAUAUUCAUGCGAAACUUAUGACACAAUAUAAUGAAGUACCAUCCUACUGGUAUACCAUUCUUUUUCUCGCUACAUUUGUUGUAUCAGCGAUUGUUUGUCAUCACGGUCAACUUAUGCCUUGGUACUUUUUAUUCGUCGCUGUGUUUCUUGUUCUAAUUUUUAUCCUACCCACAGGAAUGUUAUUAGCGACAUCAAGUAUGAGUUUCGGAAUCAAUGUUGUAUCUGAAUUUAUUGCUGGCAUUCUUAUUCCUGGCAAGCCCAUCGCUAAUAUAGUGUUUAAGGCUUAUGCAUAUGGAAGUCAAAUACAAGCGAUAUCUUUGCUUGAAAAUUUAAAAUACGGUCAUUAUAUGAAGAUUCCUCCUCGUACAAUGUUUUUAACUCAAAUUCUUGCAACCAUGAUCACUAGCUUGGUCAAUUAUAUAGUAGCUAUGUAUCUCAUCGAUCAUGUUCCGCAUAUCUGUACACCAAACAAUGUCGAAUGGAAAUGUCCAAAACCGACAACAUUCUAUUCGGCAUCGAUUAUUUGGGGUGUUAUUGGUCCAACUCGAAUGUUUGGCCCAUCGUCUCUGUAUUUCCCCCUUCUUUGUGGUUUUCCUCUCGGUGCAAUCCUACCGAUUCCAGCGUGGCUGUUAAUAAGAAAAUACCCAACUCAUCAAUGGCUCAAAUAUAUUCAUUUUCCUGUGUUACUGUGUGGUGUAGGUUUGAUACCAACAGCACCAGCUGGUGAAUACCUAACAUGGUUCAUCGUUGGUGCAUUUUUUAAUUUUGUACUUUUUCGUUAUGCACAUGCCUGGUGGAAACAGUAUGCGUUCUUAUUCUCAGCAGCGAUGAGUUGUGGCGUCGCCAUCUCUGGUAUUCUGAUCUUUUUCGUUUUUCAAAAUAACGAUAUACAUUUUCCAAAAUGGUGGGGAACAGGCGGUAUAACCGGUGACGGAUGUCCGUUAGCUAAUGGAAAUUUCUCGGGUGAUUUACCUAGUUAUAAACGUUUUGAUCUGUGA